GCCACUCGGAAACUGGAGAAGAGCAUCGCGCCACAAACGCCCUGAUACUUCCACUCAUUGUUCGCGCCGGGACGUAGCAAUGAUGUACUGCAAGUAUUGCUGAAACUUCCUCGCCAUGUCUGACGUCGUGUCCAACGCCCGUGCCCUUGGCAGCGAUGUGGCUGAUCGCAUAAAACAGUUCUUUUUUUGUGUGUCGCCCAUGGUAGCUGAGCGAGUUUUCGCCGCGUUUGACAUUUUCCCAGUGUCAUCUCUCAACUUGUGUGUCGUUCCAAGUUUCGUCACCAUGACUCCCUUCACCGGCGUUGCAGCACUGCUCGAUUUCUUCAGUUGGAAUCGAAAUGCAAGACUCUUCAAGUGCUUUUGGGUGCAGCGGUUAUCGUUGGAUGACACGGUCCUAAUGCAAGGAUUCCAGAAAUUAUUUAGUUUGUUCAGUGGUGUUGUUUUCGUAUACAGAAAGGAUGGUGCGAUCUCGUGCAAAAACAGUUUCCUGUCAACCGUCGCGCGCUGCUUGUCCACUUUAAACUCGAUGGUGCAACCAUCCAAGUGCUCGUUAUCCAUAGAGGAUGUGCCAGAGUAUAUGCGCCACAAUGCGUAUAUUAAGUUAGGUUAUAGAGACUUUGUCACCACAAGAGAAUGCCUUCGCGGGAUCUUCUCCUGGCAUAAUGAAACGGUCAACAUCUGGAGCAACUUACUGACUGUUAUUAUUUUAGCCAUCUUGACAGUCAACGAUUACAAGUUCCGUUACGACCCCGUGUCAACGUUCGACCGCUACCUCUCGACAGCGAUGUCAGCGUCCUAUGCGACCAUGCUCGUGUUAUCCAUGUUCUACCACGUGUUCAACUGCUGCUCUGAAAAAGCAUUCCGCUUCUGGUAUCUGUGGGAUUUUUUCGGAAUCUGGCUCAGCAUGAUUACUUACACCGCUGGAUUUACCGUGCUGCAGUUCAGACGCCACUUAGUGUGGCAGUGUGUUUAUCUAAUCACAGAAGCUGUAAUUGCAUUGUUCAUGUGCUGCCUCACGUUCAUUCCGAGUUUGCGAAAACAAGAGUGGGAUGAUACGCGAACCCAAGCGGUCGGAUGGUUCGUCGUCUUCAGUUUACUACCCCUCGUUCAUAGCGAGUGCAUCAAUCCUGAGAGUGUUGUUAGGGCAACAGCGUUCGGACAUUGGGCCGUUAUUGGGACUCUUGUGCUGUCAUUCCUUGUAUUCUCGACGCGUUUUCCGGAAGCUUGGCAUCCAGGGACUGUGGAUUUAGUUGGUUCAAGUCAUCAGAUAUGGCAUAUCGGGAUCUCGCUCAGCGUUGUUGUAGCCCACGAAUUAUACUUCGCCUACAUCGAAGCAUACGGGAAACUGGCCUCUAUACAAGUCGUCACUGCUUAGGGCAUUUUUCUCUUUAGUCACGACACGAUGCUGUUCUUUGAAUUAAAGUGAUCCGACCCGGA
Messenger RNA from Ornithodoros turicata, 1437 nucleotides. Its product is annotated as progestin and adipoQ receptor family member 3-like. The record is from RefSeq and is a predicted model, not a curated record. NCBI's taxonomy places the organism in Eukaryota, Metazoa, Arthropoda, Arachnida, Ixodida, Argasidae. The transcript has a single exon. The coding region runs from base 116 to 1375 and encodes 419 amino acids. Gene Ontology annotation, cellular component: membrane. Gene Ontology annotation, molecular function: signaling receptor activity.